Molecule: messenger RNA, 870 nt
Organism: Paraglomus occultum
Lineage: Eukaryota; Fungi; Glomeromycota; Glomeromycetes; Paraglomerales; Paraglomeraceae
Source: the annotation of a GenBank genome assembly
AUGUCGGACAUCAUUAACACAAUCUCCAGAAUCGAUCAAAAAUUACAAACUGUCAAUGACGAUAUAGACCGAAACAUCGCCAACCAACGUAAAGUAAUGCAGCAGGCAGCUGGAGAGCUCAUGUCGUACAAAUCAAUACAAGCGCGUCGGUUGGAAAACCUGCGCGACACCGACGCAGCGACAUAUGAAGCAGCGCUCUGGCUACUUCAUAAUCGAGCCCUUUUUUUAAAACCCGUAUACUUGCCCAUGAUUGAGAUUAACCUGAGGCAAGACAGGUUUGCCGCUGCAUUGGAAGCCACUGUCGGGCCUAAUUUACUCAAGACGUUCGUGUGUCAAACAAUAGAAGAUUAUGAAAUGUUUACGGCGGAAGUGUUGGACACACGAAACUUGAGCGUGGAAGUCCUGCUGUGGGAGGACAGAGGGAAAAUGUUUGUGCCACCAAUUCCACUCGUUGAGUUACGGUGGAAUUUCAGUUUGGAGGGGUUUCUCGUCGGUCAGGUCGAGGGGCCGAAGCUUCUCUUUUCAUUACUUUGUUCGAGGGCGAACAUCCAUACUGUGGCUUACGCCGCGACGAACGCACCUGAUGUGGUAUACAUGGACGACGAAGCAUUGUACGAAUUCUGUCGACGCUUCAAUACUUUCACGUGCAUUUCAAAAAAUGUACUGUACACCGUCAGGUUUGCGUCCGGCAAUUAUGAAUGUGUUGCGACGUCGUUGGAUCGUUGCAUAUUGCUGACGGGUUUAGGGGACGUGCGGAGAAUUAAGGCUAGGAUUCAUUCGCUUAGAGAAAAAAGCGAAAUGCUAAGCGGAAUGAAGCAGAAUUUAUUGAUUGAGGUGGCUGUCCUUCGUGAGCUUAGAGAAGGAGAAGAG